AGUAAUAAAAUUGGCAACGCAAAACUUGACCACCAGCUCCAUGCCGCUCAAAAAUGAACGACAGUUUCGUUCAAUUAUUGCGGGUGUACAAAAGACGAGAAAGACAAAAGAUGGCUAUCCGAAAGAAGGACGGUGGUGCUGAUUUCAAGUUUUUUGAGUCCGCUGACAUUGCUUCCCAGCUUGAUAAUGUGAAAUCAUGGCUUCAAAGAAAUUGCAAGAGGUGGAUCCAGGCUGAGCCUCCCACCAAUAAGAGCAUUGCAAGUAUGCUCGCUCAGCUUAUACAGUUCCAGGAAGAUGCCUUUGGGAGACAUGUCAGCAACCCUCCUCUGACCAGAGUACCUCAAAAAGUCUUUCUGGAUUUCAAGUCAGGAGGGGGUCUUUGCAAUGUUCUAAUGGCUGUAUACCGAUUCAAGAGUGAACAGGGAUGGAGACGAUUUGACUUCCACUCCCCGUCACGCAUGGACCGCAACGUAGAGAUGUUCAUGCAGAUCUCCAAGACACUGAUCCAGAACAAGUGUUUUGUCUUGCCCCAGGUCUGCAUCCACAACAGUGUGGAGCCAAAGCUUGCUGCUAAGCUCACUGAUAUUGUAAAGAGACACCAGGGUACAGUUUCUGAAGACCCCGAAGUAGCGACUCACCUUGUAUUCUCUCCUCCAAUACCCCUGGCUGAAGGUGAGGAGUAUCUGAGACCCAUUGGACGUAAAGAGCGCUCCACCCUGGUGCAUUGGUGGUACUACCCAGACAGCUAUGAUACCUGGGUCCCAUCCUCAGAAGUACAUGGUGAUCCUGAACACCUUUCUACAAUGGACGGCCCAUGGGAGGUGAAUGCCAAAUGGAUCUUAGAUCUGGAUGAGUUCAACGAAUGGAUGAAUGAAGAAGAUUAUGAGAUGCAAUUGGACGGAGAUGAUAGAGUUGCCAUUACCCCAGCUAUUGGACGCACCCGGAGACGUGCAUACCCAGCAAGGCCCAUUGCAGAUGAUGGUUCUACCGAUGGUGACCAUGAGAGAGGUAUGAACAAGCGAGGGGGCCCUGGUAAGAAAAGGAAGCGAUCGCCAUCUCCACCACCUGACAAACGAAGAAAGAAACCUGGCAGGAGCCCAGCACCAGGACCCAAGAAACGUGGAGCCAAAGAUGAAGAGGAGGAUCUAACAAAAGACCUGGAGAAUCCUCCCUCUGUCCCAUCUCUGCAGGAGGUGGAGCUACCAAAAGUUGUUCCAGGCAGUAGGAGUGGUAAAGACAAUGAAAUGCAACCUGUCAAAAGUGGAACAAUGAUGGAUCUAGAUGAAAACAAGGAAGAGCCCAUGGACAUCAAUAAGCAGCCUGAUGAAUCCCAAAGCAGUUCCAUUGUCAAUGGAGAAGAGAAAGACAGGAAUGGUGCACCGGAUAUCCAUGAAGAUAAUGUUACAGAGCAGACCCAUCACAUCGUGGUACCAAGCUAUUCUGCAUGGUUUGACUACAACAGUAUCCAUGCCAUAGAGAGGAGAGCCCUUCCUGAAUUCUUCAACACCAAGAACAAGUCAAAAACACCUGAAGUAUUCAUGGCAUAUCGCAACUUUAUGAUCGACACUUAUCGGCUGAACCCAACAGAAUAUUUGACAUUCACUGCAUGUAGAAGAAACUUGGCUGGGGAUGUGAGUGCUAUUAUGAGGGUACAUGCAUUCCUGGAGCAGUGGGGUUUGGUCAAUUACCAGGUAGAUGCUGACAACAAGGCCACGCCCAUGGGACCUCCCCCUACCUCACACUUCCAUGUUCUGGCCGACACCCCUUCAGGCCUGCAGCCGGUACAGGCCAGCAAGUCGGGAAGUGGAUCAAAGCAAUCCAACUCAACUCAGAUGAUGAGCAUGACGGAUAAGGACAGUGCUAAGGAUACAAAGAGCACAGACCUGACAAACUUUGGGCUUAGACAAGAUAUGUAUGCAACAAAGAAGUCUCAAAUAUCUAAGGCCAAGGGAACAUCAUCCAGUAACAUCAAGGAUUGGACAGACCAAGAGACCUUGCUCUUACUUGAAGCCCUUGAGAUGUACAAGGAUGAUUGGAACAAGGUCUCAGAACAUGUCGGUAGCAGAACCCAAGAUGAGUGUAUUCUUCAGUUCCUCAGACUUCCUAUCGAAGAUCCUUAUCUCCAUGAUGGUCCAUCAGCCCUAGGUCCUCUUGCCUACCAACCCAUCCCAUUCAGUCAGUCAGGGAAUCCCUUGAUGAGUACUGUGGCAUUCCUUGCUUCAGCAGUAGACCCUAGAGUGGCAAGUGCAGCAGCAAAGGCAGCUAUUGAGGAGUUUGCCAAGAUGAAAGACGAGGUGCCCACCACCCUGGUAGACGUCCAUAUCCGCAGGGUCGAGGAUGCAGCAGAGAAGGGUCUCCUGGACAACAGGUACCUCCUGGGUGUGAGUGGCAUUGCAGGUACCAAUGAGCAGCAGGAGGGGGAGACCAAGGAUCAGGAGCAGCAGCAGCAGCAGAAGCCAGGAGAAGGUGGAGACAAGGAGUGGACCGCCACUGCUACGGAAGGAGACAAGGAGGAGGACAGCAAAGAUCAGGUGCCCAUCGUGAAAGAAGAGAACAAAUCCCCGGCCAAACCGCCUUCCCAGGAUGAGACUCCAACGUCAACAGACGGCGCUGCAAAAGAAGGCGAGGACCAAGCACAACCGAUGGACACCAGCAAUGGCACCACGGCACCACCCGCCCCAACACAGCUUCAAGAGCAGCAACCUUCUCAAUCACCAAAGGAACUGACACCACCAGCCAUAGAGAUCAAGAAGGAGUCCGGAGAGACGGAAGGAAUGACUGAUGGAGAGGAGGGAGAGAAGAAGGAUGGAGAGAGCGGAGAAGGAGCAGUAGAAAAGAUGGAUGCAGGUGGAGAUGCUGGUGAAAAGAAAGAAGGAGAAGAGGCAAAAGAAGAGGAGGCCAAAGAAAAACCAGACAAAGUUAAAAAGUUUGAAGAGAAUAUAGACACUGGAAACCUUGCAACUGCUGCCGCUUCUGCACUGGCGGCUGCUGCAGUCAAAGCAAAGCACCUUGCUGCAAUGGAAGAGAGAAAGAUCAAGAGCUUAGUAGCCCUCCUGGUGGAGACACAGAUGAAGAAGCUGGAGAUCAAGCUCCGUCAUUUUGAGGAGCUAGAGACAAUCAUGGACAGGGAGAGAGAAGCUUUGGAGUACCAGAGACAGCAACUUCUGGCCGAUCGUCAGCAGUUCCAUCAGGAGCAGCUUAGAGUAGCCGAGAUGAGGGCACGCCAGCACGCCCAGGCUAUGGCAGCCAUGUCCCAGGCACAGUCAUCGGGCUUUACUCAACAGCCAUCCUCGGCAGCACCGCAACCUAGUAGCAUGACACAAGUGACUACAUCAACGGCAACAUCAGUGACAUCUGCGGGAGCCGUGCCACCACAGCAACCUAGUCAGCAACCCGGUGUCCAACCAUCUGUGCAACCACAAACACAGCAACCAGCAGGAUCUGGUAGCAUGCCAACUGAGCAGUCCCAGGAUGCAUCGGGGGAAGCAGUGCCCGCUACUGGUCAAGAACAAGGCAACUCCAAUCAACCUCCCCAGCUAGCUCCAUCAGUUGAAGCAGGAGCUCCUGUUACUGAUGCCCCUGAUGUGCCCCCCUCCCAAGAUGCCCCACCCCCAGAAUCAAGUGACAAACCUAUGGAGACUACAAGUGGCAGUGAUGUAAAGGAUUCCGAAGAAUCAAUGGACACCAGUGAUGUACCAAGUAAACCAGAUGGAAGUACCCCCUCUAGUGAGAGUAAAGAAACAACCCCACCAUCUGGUGAGAUGUCUGCUAUGGAAACAGAUAGCAAGGAAGCCCCACCCACCAGCACAGAAGCUGAGGGUGAAGUAAAACCACCAAGCAGUGAUGGGGGAGAAGGGAAGAAACCAGAGAAUUCGGAGACCAGCUCGGAACCCAAACCCUCCUCGUAACCCUCUCAGUAACCAUGACAACCGUGUAUCAUCAACCAUUCCCUGAAAGUCAAGGCAAUCUUCUCCAUUUAUCUUGAUUCUCAACUGUUUAUCAUAGAUGAAUGAUGUUGCUUCAGCUUUAUUAUGCCCAUAAAAUAUCCUAAAAGGGAGGAGAUGUAAAGAAGUUGUAGAAAACAGUUCAGUGUAAUUUGCAGAUAAUUGCAAUUUAUUUAUAAACGUCUUUGUAAAGGCAAGUCAUUUAUCAUGGCCUGUUUUGAUGUAAAUAUUGUACAUGUUUAGCUAUCCUUGUAGUGCCUCGUUUUUGUUCAAAUCAUAAGAUAGUGUAGGGGAAUAGGAUUGGAAUAUUCCUUGAUCAUCAAGGAAAAAUGUUGCUUGUUACAGAAAACUGUACAAUAUGUUUAAUUCUACUCUAAGCACAAGUUAUGAAUGUAAAAUGAUCAUAACAUUAAGAAUAUUUUUGGAAUGACAUUGGUGCUUUUGAAAUCUUUGAGAUUGAGGAGAUUUGCCAUAUUUUAAGUUAAUGAUCCGCAUGAACAUUAAAGCUCUAGAUUUGAAAGAUGGAUAAAUGGUCCUUUUUGAUCCUGACGAUCAUUAAGACUAGCAUUGUAAAAGAGAUAAAUCCCCCUUUUUCAAAUUACUUUUCCCCCAAGGCAUUUUUCACAGUAUCGCCAUAAAAUCGUUACAGACACAAAGAAGUUUUUCACCCUGAAUUAUACCUAUUAAGAGCACUUGACUGAAAUUAGUCAUAAAAUCAAUGUCCUUUUCAGAAACACUAAUAGCCCACCUACCAUGUUAAAAGCAGUAUGCCAUUUUAUAAAUCAUCAAAAGGAAAAUAUUGAUAAAAAUUGUAAAGUCAUCAAGCAUUUAAACUCUUAUUCAUACAGUUCUUUUUUUUCCAAUAAUGGCCAUGAAAUGGGACUCAUUUUCUUUGUCCAUUAGUUCUCUUGUAUUAGGGUAUCUAAUAAGUCUUACCUUGAAAUUUGAACAAAGUUGACUGUAUUCAUAAUGGCUUCCCAAGUCUAAUCCUGAACUUUUAUCCAACAAUAGCAAGCUUUCAGGUAGAGAUUUAACAUAAGAAAAUAUGUUGGCCCAAUCUUCGCAGAAAAUAGAAUACCUAAUGGGUGUUUCACAUCCCCCUCCCCCAAAAAAAUAGAAACCCAGCUUCAAUUAUUUUAAUGAUAUAUUCAGUAACUCAUCUGCCGUUAAGAUUCAUAUUGGCAUCAAGUAGGAAAUUAUUAGGUUUCUAGGACCAUGGAUUACUGAAGACUUGUUUCGAAGUUUGCAGGACUGCAUUUGUUUUCCUUUCAGCUUCACACAUAGUGCACAAUCAUGAACAUUUAUGAUACAUUAAAAGACAUCCAAUAAAAUACAACACACAACAUUACCCUGUCUGUCUAUUUCUACAUAAAGUGUAAGUGAUCUUCCUACAUUUUUGUGCAUGUUAGAGAGAACAGUCAGUGAUGCAUAGUCCUCAGAAACAUUAUCAAGGUUUAUAUUUUGAGAAUACUUAUCAGUUAAACUUUCACUUGAUUGAUAUAAAUUUGAUGGCAACUUGUAUUCUCAUGGAGAAUUAUUACAUUGGGGUUUCUACUUUUUCGUUAAGCAUCCAUUAUUCAUGUUAUUUUUAAUUUACUGUAUGUUUGAAAGAUAUACUGGCAAAUGUGACCAAGGAUGUGAAAUUUCCUUGAUGUGACUGAGUUGUAAUUCAAAGUUGAAAGGGAGAAUGGUUUUGAUGAUCUCCUGUAAAUCAAUUCAUAAAAGGGGGGUUGGAUAGGCUAAUACAAAUCAACCUUUAUAUUAUUUCUUCUUUCUUCAGACAUUAGACGUGUCCCAUCUCUCCUAAAAUCAUGAUUAUGUUUAGUGUUCAGUAAUUUUUGUUGGUUGGUUUUCAUUUAAUGCCCUGUAUUGUCCAUCAAUGAAAAGCCACUAAUUUUUGUUAUCAUUAUUAUUUAUUACUUUUUUGUAAUUUGUUUUGUUGAUAUCUUGUAUUGUGUCUGUAAGCAUCAAGGAAUAAAGCCAUUUUGUAACAAAGGAAUGGAAAAAAAUCAUAA
Molecule: messenger RNA, 5959 nt
Organism: Lytechinus pictus (painted urchin)
Lineage: Eukaryota; Metazoa; Echinodermata; Echinoidea; Temnopleuroida; Toxopneustidae
Product: SWI/SNF complex subunit SMARCC2-like
Exons: 26
Coding region: 54-3908 (1284 amino acids)
Biological process (GO): positive regulation of DNA-templated transcription
Cellular component (GO): nBAF complex; npBAF complex; SWI/SNF complex
Molecular function (GO): histone binding; nucleosomal DNA binding
Source: RefSeq, a predicted model, not a curated record